Molecule: messenger RNA, 1499 nt
Organism: Rubroshorea leprosula
Lineage: Eukaryota; Viridiplantae; Streptophyta; Magnoliopsida; Malvales; Dipterocarpaceae
Source: the annotation of a GenBank genome assembly
AUAACUGUUAGUUAUGACAACUAGACCUUUGUCGUCGUGACCUAUCGCUAUAGGUUUUGAAGGGUCUCCACUUUAUUGUAAUAUCCCAAAUUUUCGGGAAUUUUAGCAUUUAAGUAAGGGUUUUUGUGAGAGAAAAUAUUGUUUUGGGGCUUAAUAAUCGAAAAUUCAAAAGUUGAGGGAUUUAAAAGAGAAAAGGAUUUGGAUAAGGAUCCACUAUAUUUUUUCCUUCUUUCUUUCUUCCUCAUCCCGUAUGCUUCUGCUCUUCCCGACCCCCCUGCAGCCGAACAAGAAGCAAACUGCCGGCAGCACCCAUCCCUUCAAAAACCGAAAUUUUCAGAUUUACUGCUGCUUUCUCCCCCCUUUGCCGUCGGUUGCUGCUGUGGGUAGUGGGUUCGGUUUUUCUGUUUGUGUGAUUGGCCUCCAGGAUCCCGUCGGCUUCCUCACCAGCCAAGCUCGAUUUCUGCUGGCUGAAAUUCUGGUUUUUGAGUGUUCUGUCACCCGAGUACUUGGCUUGAGUUUCAGAUUUGAGGGUCAUGUUAUUCGUGUGCCCGCUAGUGGGAGGUUUAUAAACACUAGCACAUGUCGACAUGCUACUGAUAGAACCGUUUUUCCUUGUCCACCAUUUCAAGAAGCAAAGUCAAGGACGGGGAAAAACGAGGGGAACAACGAGUUAGAAGGCUAGCCAUCUUGUAAAUUGAACAUAGAUUUUAGAUAUAUAAAUCAUGAUCUUAUAAGCUAGACUUUAUUUGGAGACUUUAUGAUAUCAGGGCGAAUUUUAUAAUUUUAUCUUUAGAUUUUGUGGUACCAGAUUGUGGUAUGAUAAGUUCCGAGCCUUGUGCAUUGUGUGACCCUCUCACAAGUGUACGGCAUCUACCACAUUCCCGAAUUUGGGUUCUGGGGUGUGACAGAUUUUGUGGUAUCAGAGCUUAGAUUGAAAUUAAGAGCUUAGGAUUAAAUUAAGCACCUCCAGAUUGAGUGGUAUUAGAACAGAUUGAGUGGCAUUAGAGCUUAGGUUUAAUUAGAUUUUGUGCUAUAUCUAGGAUUUGUUUAGAACUUGGCUGGCCAGGGGAUUUUAGAACCGUGGUGAGAUGAGUGAUGGGGUUAUAUAAAGGACGAUUCUAAUUCAUGUUGCCUAUAUUUUCUAAUCCAUUUUGAUGAGAUGGUAAUCUAAUUGUUCUUGUUUCCUGUCUUCAUACCCUGUGUAGAUUCAUGAAAUUAAUCUUGUCCGCCAUGUUCUUAAGACCUUGUUUUGAAACUUGGUCGUUUUCUGAUAGUCUGCACUUGUUUAUACUUGUUACUUGAAUAGAAUUUUUGUAUUCUCUUUUGCCACAAUUGUAAAAUCUAGGGAGUUGCAAAGAUCAUUUGUUAUUGAUCCAGUUAGUCUCUACAACAUAGUUGGUUGAGAAAUUUGUUCUAUUUGUUACAUGACUAGUGGAAGAUGCGCAACCCUCUACUUUGUAAGAGAUUCAAGGCUAUUUUAGUAAAUGUUGUGUGUUUUU